This is a messenger RNA of Cavenderia fasciculata, 759 nucleotides long. RefSeq names its product cyclin (gene cycL). Gene Ontology annotation, biological process: regulation of transcription by RNA polymerase II. Bases 1 to 759 code for a protein of 252 amino acids. The transcript is spliced from 3 exons. Gene Ontology annotation, cellular component: nucleus. The record is from RefSeq and is a predicted model, not a curated record. Gene Ontology annotation, molecular function: cyclin-dependent protein serine/threonine kinase regulator activity. Lineage: Eukaryota; Evosea; Eumycetozoa; Acytosteliales; Cavenderiaceae.
AUGGUUGAAAGCAGUAAUCUAUACUUUACCAAUGAAGAAAUAAUAGACUCACCUUCUAAAAGAGAUGGUAUAGACCCUUUGGUAGAAGAUAAUCUAAGACGAUACGGUGCUGACAUUAUUCAAGAGGCUGGUGUAUUAUUGAAACUUCCACAGAUAUCAAUAGUUACAUCACAAGCUAUCUUUCAUAGAUUCUAUUGUAGAAAGUCAUUUAAAGAACAUGAUGUACAUCUAAUAUGUAUGGGAGUAAUAUUUGUAUCAUGUAAAUAUACAGAAUCACUUAGAGGAUUGAGAGCAGUGGUGAAUGUAUUCAACUAUAUACAACAGAAACGAGAAAAGAAGACUAUAGAGUUUUUGGAUACCAAUCAACAAAGGUAUUGGGAUUUGAAACAUGAAGUGAUCGAGGCAGAGUUGACACUACUCAAAGAGUUUGGAUUCAUGAUGUCGGUUGAACCUCCUCACAAGUACAUACUCAGCUACAUGAAGUUGUUGGACCGAUCCAACGAGCUAGCACAAAAGGCAUGGAAUUUCUUAAACGAUAGUAUGCGUACGACACUGUGCGUCCAGUACAAACCAGAAUCGAUAUCGGCUGCUGCCAUCUUUAUGGCUGCUCGUAUGCUAAAGGUUAAACUUCCCGAACAUCCCUAUGCAUGGUGGGAAAUAUUCGAUACAACACAUGAUGAAAUAGAAUCAAUCUCUUUUGAUAUUUAUAAUCUCUACACUAAACCAAAACCAUAUUAUAUUCCAAUUGAUAAAUUAUAG